CAGACUUCACAAAGUUGUAGUUCUAUUACGAAUUACGAUUCUUCUUUCUUAGUAUUCUUUUUCAUUUUCGCGGCAAAACUUUCCCUCUAGUCCGUAAGAUUAGCAGCGUCUUCUGGUAACCGCCUUUUCUUAUCCCCUCCACACUCUAUAAAGUUUUAAACUUUGGGCCAUUCUUGAAUGCUAAACCAUCUCCAUCAUGGAUGAUAUUAGAGGCAAAAUACCUGCCAAGAACUGCCCAAAUCACCAGCAAAGCAGGACCAGAAUGGCUAGUAGCCAUACUCCCUUCUUGUUUAAUCAUGGAUAUACUAUCAAGACUACCCACCAAAACCCUCUUCAUUUGCAAAACUUGGAAUAACUUAAUUUCUGAUAAAUACUUCACCCAACUCCAACUCACAAAUGCACCUCCGGCAAUCCUUAUCAAAACCAUUCGGCGGUGUGGUGAAUCGAGACAGCUCCAUUUAGCCCACAUAACAGGAGGCAACACUAAAGCUCGUUUUGGGGUUGAAAAGAUGAAGUUUAAUAGUAAAGAUCACUUGCCCAGUUAUGAUUUUUCGUUUGAUCAAUUCAUGUAAUGGCUUGCUUUGUUUAACUGGAAGUAUUCUAGUUGGGGAUCAAAUUUACAUAUGCAAUCCAAUAUUAGGUGAGCAUAUUACUAUUCAAUUGCCUAACGAUAAUGAUGAUAAGUGGAAGUGUAAUAGGCGUUUUGGUUUUGGGUUUUGUGCUGACACUGAUCAAUAUAAAGUGAUACAAACGUUCAAUAUAAUGAGAUCUACAUAUCGAGUUGUUGAGAAUUACCUAGAGGCUGAGAUUUACACUAUUGGUUCUAGAGAAUGGAGAAGCAUUGGAACUCCACCUUGCAACAUUAGUUCUACUCUGCCAACCAAUACUUGAACGAUUCUCUCCAGCUCGUGAUGAAUAUGUUGAUGAUCUUGAUUUUGUUUUCAACAUUGGAAAUGAGCAGGCUCCUGAUGGAUAUGGUGAUGAUCUUGAUUAUGCUUUCAACAUUGGAAAUGAGCAGGCUCCUGAAGGAUAUGGUGUUGAUGAUCUUGAUUAUGCUUUCAACUUUGGAAAUGAGCAGUUUGGAGAGAUCCCCUCGCCUUCUGUUUUAGUUUCCAAGGGGAAGAAGAAAUCUAUGGGGUUAAUGAAGGUGGGGGUGUUAAGAGGUUGUUUAUGCAUGUCUUUGUCUUCUGCUCAGAAGAUAUCUGAGAUAUGGAUUAUGAAGGAAUAUGGCAACAAGGAAUCAUGGACUAAAUUGCUCGUCAUUGGAACCAUUUGUUUAAGCAAGAUCAGAUACAAUUCCUGUGAGCCUAUAUUUGCAUUUGACAGUGACAAUAUCUUGAUGUUGUGUGACAAUUCUGUUCUAGCUUGUUAUAAUGUGAAAACAAAGAGGUUUCGUGAUGCUAAGAUAUCUCAGACUAAUGGGAAAUUCCAUAUAAUUUCUCACACCCCAUGCUUUACUUCACUUGAACACAUUGCAGAAGAUGAGGCAGUUGAGAUAUCCAGGUAUCAAGCUGUCGCAGUUCAGAAAAACAAAGUGUCCUGAUUUGGGAGAACUAGUAGAUUGGAGAAAGGAGACUACUUGGUACUUUUUGUCGUGAGCUCUCGGUUCUUGUUCUGCAAAGGAGAGGGGCUACUCUUAUCAGUUUAUGUUAGGGUUACUAUUCAAAAUCGACAUUUUUGUUUAUCAUGUUUAGCUGUUAAGGUGAUUAUGUUGUUGCUCUGAGGAUCAAUAGGGCAUUUGACAUGAUUCAUUCCACAACUCAGACACUAACAUCACCUUUUGUUUUAAUGUCUAGUUACAUUGUUUAAACUUCUCUAAGAAAGGAUAUUAACAUUUGAAUUCCUUCUACUGUUUAAGAUUCUGAUUGUUUCUUGGGAUA
Molecule: messenger RNA, 1880 nt
Organism: Ricinus communis (castor bean)
Lineage: Eukaryota; Viridiplantae; Streptophyta; Magnoliopsida; Malpighiales; Euphorbiaceae
Product: F-box protein CPR1
Exons: 2
Coding region: 1133-1543 (136 amino acids)
Source: RefSeq, a predicted model, not a curated record